This is a messenger RNA of Diachasmimorpha longicaudata, 3228 nucleotides long. RefSeq lists its product as uncharacterized. The coding region runs from base 149 to 1786 and encodes 545 amino acids. The record is from RefSeq and is a predicted model, not a curated record. The transcript has 6 exons. Lineage: Eukaryota; Metazoa; Arthropoda; Insecta; Hymenoptera; Braconidae.
CGUUCAAAACACAUGGAAAUAGAAACGCAAUUUUUUCUGUUAAAUAAUAAGCUAUAUGCAUCAUUCUGCAAAGUUAUCAGUUUAUAUGAAACUACUCGAAAACACCAGGUUCAAUUGUACGAAUCGUGAUUUUUUUUCAUAACCUAAAAUGUCGGAAACCUCACAUCCAUCUCGCGAUCCAAAAAAUCUCAGCGAACCAUUCGCAGUCAUCGAAUUUCUCGAGAAAAACGAAAAAGGGCUACCAUGCAUUGAUUUGGUGCCGAAAAAAUGGUUUAAUAGUGCAGAAGAAGACACCUGUAAAUUCCCACCGACAACUGAAUAUCAUCUACUUGACGACUACUUGGAAAAAUUGCACUCGCCCAAGGACUCUUGGCAAAGUUAUCCAUUUUGCUUCAUCACCGGAGCAGCUGAUUUGGAUCAGGGUCGCAGAAGAUUAAAAAAGGCCCAAGUAACUCUCAACUGUGAGACAACCGAUGGUGAAAAUGAUCGAAAGGGGGGGAGGUCCGAAACUUCCUCGAAAGCAAAAAUUUCAGCAAAACCCUUAACUGCAUCAAAGUCUCAACUAAACAACAUCUUUAGUACUAAAAUCCCGAUUCCACCUAGAAAUCAAACUCCAAAGUCUGGUAUACAAGCAAAACCAAAGACAAGAUUUCAAAGCAUUUACCAGAGUGGAUCUGACUCUGAAGACGAAAAUCAUGAUUGUCUUAUAGCUAAUCCUGAGGAGAUUCGAGCCUCAAAGGCUCAAAAUAAUUCUGGCUUUUUGCAAAUGUCGAGUAAAUCGCGAUCUGUACCAACAGGUGCAUGUUUAUCAUUUAAACAGCGGUCAAGGAAGAAUAUUACUUUGCUUAAAGACGUCGAAACUGAUGAAUCUGAGAGCAAUGAUUCCUCCGAUGGAAUUCUGCAGUCACCUACAAAAUCGAUGGACUCAGCGAGAAAUACAAGAAAAGAACUUCAUUUGACACCUCCUUCACCACUAGUCCAUAACGCUUCAGGUAACCGAAAAAGGCGUGCAUCGUCUACUACACGCGCUGAAGACGGAUUGAAUUCGAUUGUGAGCCCAGGAACUCCAAAAACUUCACGAUCAAUGAUGGUACCCCCUGCUAAGAUGCCAAAAAUGCUGGGACCACAAAACCAGUUGUCAUCUAGUCAUUAUGCUGAUAAUGAACGUCGAAUCCUGAACUCCCUUCGAGAUUACUUUGAUCAGCAAUUAGAUGAAAAGCUCGAAAAUUUAAGACGCAGGAUGGCUUACGAUUUAAAGCAGUCUAUGAAUGAGCUCAAGACCACAAUCAUUGGCACUAAUCUAGCCCCAGCUUCUGGUCCUAGCUUGCUUGAAAUACAGAAGCAGAUGUCUACGCCACUACUAUUUGAAAUGGAUGAUAAGUUCCAGGAAUACGAAGCGAUAUUGACAACGGACCCAAAUCUCGUAGAAACACUGCGAUUAUUCAUGAGAGUUUUGAUAAGCAAUAAAAAAGAGAUGAAAAUAUGUGUUUCCACUAUCCUAUCUGCGGUUCUGAGGAAGACAGUGUCACUGCACUAUUCUGGUUACGGAAAGGAAGCUGGCGGAAAGAAAAAGAAAAAUUUUUAUAACACUACAGUAUGCAAAGUACUGAUUGAUGUGAUAAUUGAGGUAAUAGGAUCCAGCACUGAUGAGAAGAAGAUAAUGUCAGAAGUAAGUACUUGGUUGUCACGUUCUGGCGAUCGAGAGGGUGGGCGUAAGGAACGACAACGCGGGUCAAGUCAUCAUAACGAGAAUAAUUCAGUUUGUUCCUUUGAUACCAAUCGAUAAUACUUCAUUUUUCCGGGAUAAAUGGAAUUGUAAAAUCACUGUGUUAAUAUGACUCCAUUAGUUCAUUUUCGUAAUUGUAUUAGUUGUGAUAUUCUUGAUAAAAGGUACGAUUAAUAGGAAAAGUUUAUAUUAUCAAUAUAUUUUUAUCGCGAGGCGUUUCAUUGGGCAGAAUAUAUAUUAAUAUAUGAAUAUUGUUUAGUAUUCGGCUGUCAUUGAAGUAUUAAUUAUAUUUAUUAUAUUUCUCCUGGCGAGGUCGGAAAUCCAGAAGAUGGAAAUAACAAUUGGAAAAUGUGAUGUAUCUUAGCAUAAUAAAGUAUUUUCUAUGUCAUUUCCUCAUAAGUUAGAUCACGGGAAUAAAUAUCCGUUGUUGGUUCAGGGAUUAAAUAUUAUGUCCAAAAGUUUAAAGGGAAAAAUAAUAAGUGGAUUUUUAAUUUUUAAGAAAAAUUCUAAUGAAAGUAAUUUCAGCCAUUGAGAGCUGUUUUCAGUAUUUGGUGAUUCAAGUCAAAUAAUAUUUAUAAGGUUGAAGUUUCACAAUCGGACUGCGUCCAUAUUCCCCAAAGAUUUCAAAUUUAAGGGUUGAAAUUAAUUAGUUAUAUGUAAUCCUAUCCAAGACUUUUUUAUAUUUCUAAGUUUGUUUGAAAGAGUGAAUAUAAUAAGCAAUAUUAUAUAGAACUAGCACACAAUCAAUGCAACUAAAUAUCAUUCUGUGUUCCGGAGUUGCAGAUGGAGAAGACAUUAUUGUAAAAAAAGGACGUCUUUCCGAGAUGAAAAAAUAAUUCUUAUCAGGAUAAUUCGUAUCAGCAAUUGUCUAUGGAUAUAAGAAUUAAUUCUUAUCAUCCAUAGCGGAAUAAAUUAUCCAUAAUAUUGCUAUUAUAAUGACUGUUUUCAUGCUUGAAUUGAAGCACGAUAAUUUAUCAAUUCUAAACUACUAAUUUAAAAAAUAACAUUGGUGCGUUAUUUUGUUGGAUAUUUUGUUAAUACAAUCUUCGAAUUCUGAAGACUGACUGCUAAUAUUAUUAGAUUGUAAGAGAGAGUUUAUUAAGACUUAAUAUGGUAUGUCGUAUUAAAUUUCGGAUUCAAAUGAUCUACGUAGAUUAUUUAUUUUAAAAGCGGAUGAAAAUAAUCCACAAAAGAUUUUUCUACAAUUUAUACCUGCAAUCAUUUUUUUGAGUUUUCAUAUUCUGUUCGCGGAAAAAUCUCAUAGUUGUGAUUAUCUUUCAUGAAAAUUGGAGAUACAAACACUGCAUAUCUUUAACUGUUCAACCAAAAUCGGAUGAAAACAUGUACUAUGUCGAUAGGAGGAAAAAAGUUUUUGAUUGGCUGAGUUUUUUUGUCAAUAGAUUUAAUAAAUUUAAAUAUAAGUUUUGUCACAUAAUAAAACUGUUUUCUGUAUAAUGUUGAAGGUAAUAAAUACAUGUCUGCUUAUCAGAUAUACCGUUCAU